UACGAACCGUACCCCAAUAAAUGUAGGCGAGAGGGUUCAGACGCAACGGUUUCAUAUUUUGAUGAAGAGGAAAAUCUGCGAUUGUUUUUGAACCUCGGGACUGGCCACCGGGAAAAAAAAUCGUUUUAUUUGCCAUGUCGAGAGGUUUUCCGCCCAUUUGCUCGCAAUAGCAUCUUCCUAGAUUCAUCGACAAUGCAGGCCAACUCCAUGCUAAAGGCGUCGAUUUGAUUGCCUGUGUUUUUGUCAAUGAUGCCUUUGUACUUAAAGUGUGGUCGGAGUCUGUCGGGGGUGGCGGAGAUAAAUUGCUUGUGCUUUCCGAUGAAAAGCGGCAUUUCACGGAUUCCAUGCUAGUGGUCGUCGGUUUAAGCAAUAAGCCUGUUAGUUUGGAACGCAGUCGCGUAGCUUUUCGCUGCUUGCGGAGGACGACAUUGCGAAAGUUCUUCAUUUGGAGGAAGGUGGUUCCUAUACUAUCAGCGGCACAGAUGAUAUACUUAAAACCUUCUGAAAUGAUUCUGAUAAUUGUUGAGCUACUGCUGUGAUAAGUUAGGGUUUGAAGGAUUUGAGAUAUCCAAGGUUAGAGUUUUCAAAUCGCAAGGAGCAAGGCUAGGUUUUUAUGGGUUUAUGAUCACAAAACCCAACCAUUAGCGUAAUGCUUUGAAGGGUUUUUCAUUUCAAGGCCAACGAUUGGCAUUAUUGUUUUAAUUAGAAGCUCAAAGACGCCAGUUUUAAGGCUUUACUGGUUUAAACAAAAUCCUUUGGGUUUCAAGGGUGACCGGGGUUGCUCGAGGAAUUACCCUGGUGAGAAACAUGUCAGGAACUCAUGCUAUGGAGUUGCUGCGGUCCUAUUUAUCAAGAGUUAGGAUUCCAGAAGCUUCUAAUCGCAUAUACAAGGAAGAAUGUUGUGUAUCUUUUGACACUCCGAAGUCAGAGGGAGGACUUUUUGUUGACCUCAGUUCAUUUCUUGCAUUUGGGAAGGAGGCAGUAUAUUGGAAUUAUAGGAAGACUGGAAAUCCAGUUUACUUGCAUAUCAAGACAAGAAAAAAACCUGUUAGUGAAGAUAGACCCCACAAGAAGCCUACACUACUGGCAAUAGGUCUAGAAGGUGGCUUUGAAAAUCGAGAGCCAGAAAAUGAGGAAUUUUACAAUAUAGUAAUAUUGCCGGAUUUUGUGAUGCUUCCAUUUCCAUCGGUUGAACUGCCAGAGAAGGUUAGGCUGUCAGUUGAUGGUGUAUUGGCAGCUACUGGGGCAGAGCGCAAGGAACAGGUGGCAGCUUGGACGGCUGAUAAAAAGCUAGUUAGUGGUUAUGCUGUGAAUCUGCAGCAGAUUGAUAAUGGUGUUGUAAUACCUCCUUCUGGAUGGAAAUGUGCAAAAUGUGACAAAGUUGACAACUUGUGGCUGAAUCUUACUGAUGGAAUGAUUCUUUGUGGGAGACGGAAUUGGGAUGGAACUGGAGGCAAUGAUCAUGCUGUUCAGCAUUAUAAUGAAACAAAAUACCCUUUAGCAGUAAAGCUUGGUACAAUCACAGCUGAUUUGGAAGCUGCAGAUGUUUACUCUUACCCUGAGGACGAAGCAGUUGAGGAUCCUUUUUUAGCUCAACAUUUAUCAUUCUUUGGUAUUGAUUUCUCAUCCUUGAAAAAGACGGAGUUAACUACUGCUGAAAGAGAGCUUGAUCAGAAUACAAAUUUUGAUUGGAACCGCAUUCAAGAAAGUGGCAAGGAAUCAGAGGCUCUAUUUGGGCCUGGAUACACAGGACUUAUCAAUCUUGGGAACAGCUGCUACUUGGCAUCUAUCAUGCAAACAGUAUUUUCUACAAGGGAUUUUGUCUCACGUUAUUUUCGAGAUCAAAAUUUGAGUGAAGCAUUUGAAAGGGCUCCUGCAGAUCCAACUGUGGAAUUGAACAUGCAGCUCGUAAAGCUUGGGCAUGGGAUGUUGUCUGGAAAGUACUCCUCUCCAGUACAAGAGGAUAAUGACGUAGAAAUUUCUGAGAAGAUGACUUCAAAAACAAGGCAAGAAGGCAUACCGCCACGCAUGUUUAAGACACUAAUAGGUACUGGACACCCAGAGUUUUCAAGCACCAGGCAACAGGAUGCUAUGGAGUUCUUUCUACAUCUGCUUGACAAAGUUGAACGAAAUAGUGCAGGAAAUCCUCAACUGGAUCCAUCUCGAUGUUUUAAGUUUUUUGUUGAGGACCGAAUUCUUUGUGCAUCUGGGAAAGUUUCAUAUAAUAGAAGAGUUGACAAUGUUCUCUCUCUGAACAUCCCAUUAGAUGCGGCAACUAAUAAGGAAGAGGUAGUGGCAUUCCAGAAGAAGAAAGCUGAAAGGGAGUUAGCUGGAGAAAAAUUAAAAGAUGAAGACAUUGUUCGCCCAAGGGUACCUCUGUCAGCAUGCCUAGAGAGUUUUGCAGCACCUGAGGAGAUCCAUGGAUUUUAUAGCACUGCAAUGAAGUCUAAGAUAACAGCAAUUAAAACUGCUAGAUUUGGAACCUUUCCUGAUUACUUGGUUCUACAUAUGCGCAAGUUUGUCAUGGAGGCUGGUUGGGUGCCUAAGAAACUUGAUGUCUUUAUUGAUGUCCCUGACACAAUAGACAUUAAUCAUUCGCGUAGCAAAGGUCUACAGCCUGGAGAAGAGUUGUUACCAGAAAAUGAUGACAGUCAGGAUUCAGGUCAGAGAGGGCCUUCACCUGAUGAAGCUAUUGUAACACAGCUUGCAAGCAUGGGCUUCCCUCGUCUUCAUUGUGAGAAAGCAGCUAUCAACACCUCAAAUACAGGAGUGGAGGAAGCAAUGAACUGGUUGCUAUCCCACAUGGAAGAUCCAGAUAUUGAUGCCCCUAUCUCUGCUGGGUUGCAAAACACUCCAGAACCUGUUAAUGAAGAAAGUCUAAAAACACUUGUUUCAUUUGGAUUCGAUGUGGAUAUUGCUCGAAAAGCAUUGAGAGCCUCGGGUGGUGAUAUUGAGAGAGCAACUGAAUGGAUAUUUACACAGCCAGCAGGUACAACUGAAAUGGACGUUAGCUCAAGUGGUGCUGCUUCGUCAUCUGAGCAGGCAUUACCUGAUGGAGAAGGAAAAUACAGGCUUAUGGGAUUUGUAAGCCACAUUGGCACUUCUACUCAAUGUGGACACUAUGUAGCUCACAUAUUUAAAGAGGGAAGGUGGGUCAUUUUCAAUGAUUGUAAAGUUGCAGUUUCCACUGACCCCCCAAAGGAUAUGGGAUAUCUCUACUUCUUCGAGCGAACCAAUUGAACAUGUGGAACAUCUGAGGUUGAGAAUGAUUUUACAGCUAACAAUUUUGAGGGAUUAUCUUACAAAGGAUUUGAGAGCAGUCACAGUAUAGCCUAUACAUUGUGGAUAAAAAAUUGUUUGGAUUCUUUGUAACAACCAUAUGUCUGAUAUUGGAGGCCACUUUUGUGACGCUGAAUUGGCAAUCCGAGUCUCGAAUGUCAGAUAAUUGAUAAUUAGAAAAAAAAUUGACAGUAGACGAGACCACAUUUAUUAAAUUUCUUUUUUUUUUUUCCAAAUGAGGAGAUAACUAUGCAGCCAAAUUAUCAGGUCAAAAAUUAUUUAAUUCCAGAAAUGAGAACUGAAAGUCACUGAAUUAAUUUCAACAAUAAUAUGAUUAGAAUAUGACAUGUUAUGCUGGGAA
Molecule: messenger RNA, 3640 nt
Organism: Cryptomeria japonica (Japanese cedar)
Lineage: Eukaryota; Viridiplantae; Streptophyta; Pinopsida; Cupressales; Cupressaceae
Product: ubiquitin carboxyl-terminal hydrolase 14
Exons: 21
Coding region: 808-3240 (810 amino acids)
Biological process (GO): protein deubiquitination
Molecular function (GO): zinc ion binding; cysteine-type deubiquitinase activity; protein binding
Source: RefSeq, a predicted model, not a curated record